Amaranthus tricolor (Joseph's coat) is the source of this 2253-nucleotide messenger RNA. RefSeq lists its product as uncharacterized. The transcript is spliced from 9 exons. Bases 133 to 1851 code for a protein of 572 amino acids. Gene Ontology annotation, molecular function: protein binding. Lineage: Eukaryota; Viridiplantae; Streptophyta; Magnoliopsida; Caryophyllales; Amaranthaceae. Gene Ontology annotation, cellular component: chloroplast. Gene Ontology annotation, biological process: chloroplast organization. The record is from RefSeq and is a predicted model, not a curated record.
UUUCAUUUCCAUGAGAAUCCUAACCCACGGAUCCACGGGUCCUCUUGAAAUGCUUGUAAAGAUUUUGUCUUGAACUUUAUCUCAUUCUUUUAGAAGCCUAGUCUUAUCUCACCGUGCUUCACUGUUCCACCCAUGGCAGCUUCCCUUCUUCCUUCACCCAUUUUUACUCACAGGAUGAAUCAUAUAUGCUUUGAUCCCCAAUUGAACUCUUUGGCAUGUUUCCCUAUUCAUCUCUUACAAUCCAAAUGUCGGGUUAGGCUUUACAUGGUGCCGAAUCUGAAAAUUGCACAAGUAUACUCAUUGAGGAUUUGUGCUAAGAUACAAUCAACAAUGGUAUAUAAUUGGGUCGAUUUGGGAAUUGGGCGCCGUUCUAGUGUUCUGCAUUUCCAAAGGUCUGACAAUUUGCUUGAUAGCUCAACUCACUCAUUGAACACUGCAAGUGAUUUUGAGAAGCAACUCCAAGAGUUAUUUGAUGAAAUCAAAACUUUGAUUUCAACAGGACAAAGAAGUGAUGCAGUUGAUUUACUACAAGCUAAUUAUCAAGCAGUGCAAGAGCAGUUGGAUGCAGGAUUUUCGGGCAUCGAAGAAGUAGCAAUUCUUGAUAUUAUUGCCCUAGGAUACAUAGCUCUUGGCAACACAAAGAUGGUUGAAUCGUUAUUGGAUUUGAUGAACAAUAUUGUUGAUGAUUUGAAAGAUGGUGUAAUGCUACUGGAUUCAGUACUCAUACAUAUGGGUAGCCUGUAUUCAUCAUUGGGAAAAUCUGAGAGAUCGUUUCUCAUGUAUCAAAGGGCUUUGAAAAUAUUGGAAAAUUUACACGGCAAACAGAGCAUUUUUCUUGUUACGCCAUUGUUGGGAUUGGGUAAGCAUCUGGGUUCAACCGGAAGAGCAGCCGAAGCUGUAGAAAUCUACCAGCGAGCAAUUACCGUUGUGGAGUCAAGUCACGGAGCUAGUAGCACUGAUCUUGUGUUACCUUUAUCUGGCCUUGGCAAUCUCCUACUGGCUCAAGGGAAGCCAAAUGAAGCGGAAAAUUAUUGUACCAGGAUUUUGAAUCUAUAUUCAGGAUUAUAUGGAGAAACUGAUGGAAGGUUCGGCAUGGCUCUUUGUUCACUUGCCCAUGUGAAAUGUGCUCAAGGGAAUGCAGAUGAAGCUAUUCACAUGUACAGAAAAGCUCUUCAGGUUGUUAAGGAUUCAAGAUAUAUGGCAUUUGAUGACGACGUUAUGGAGAAAAUGAGGCUAGAUUUAGCCGAACUACUUCAUAUAGUCGGAAGAGGUAGCGAAGGCAGAGAACUAUUGGAAGAGUGUUUGGUGAUCACCGAGAAGUAUAAAGGAAAAGAUCAUCCUAGCUUGGCCACCCAUUUUAUUAACCUAGCAACCUCCUAUUCUUUCUCCAAAAACUUUGUCGAAGCAGAGCGCUUGCUGAGGAUGGCUUUGCGGGUCAUGAUGAAGUCUGUUGGUCCUGAUGAUCCAUCCAUCACUUUUCCUAUGCUGCAUCUUGCGGUUACCCUCUUCAACUUAAGACGGUAUAAAGAAGCCGAAAGGCUAGCCAUUGAAGUUUUGCACAUCCGUGAGGCAGCAUUUGGAAAAGAAUCCCUCCCAGUUGGUGAGGCUCUUGACUGCCUAGUGUCGAUACAGACAAGAUUAGGGGCGGAUGAUAACGAAUUACUGACGCUGCUGAAGAGGGUGCUCGGCAUUCAAGAGAAAGAGUUUGGUUACGAGAGUGAAGAAGUAAUGAUAACCCUGAAGAAAAUUUUAUUCUACCUAGAUAAAUUAGGGAUGAAGCAAGAGAAAUUUCCUGUGCAGAGAAGAUUAUCUGUUUUAAGGAACAAAUACAAGCAUAAAAUUCAAUAUUAGAAGCUUUUGUUCAUUUGAGUUAUUUUUGUGUGAAUCUGCUGUCAUAUGUUAAUAUUCAAGAAAUCAAAGGUGUAUCAAUAUGUAGUCAAUUGAUGGUAAGAGAAGUUAAAUCAAUAUAUGUAUUAUUUAAAAAGAAAAAGGCUAGAAGAGACAUACUGAAAGCGCACCUAACUUUUACGGCCCCUUCAGUUGUUGUACUAAAUGGUUAGUGUGCUAAUGACAAGUUCGUGUAAUUUUGUUAGGACAAUCUUGUCGGUUUUUCUACUUUCCUCUCAUUUUAUUUUUUCACAAAAUUCUUUCAAUGCGCUAACAUUUGGAGAUGUGAUAUUGGAUGAUAGUGAAAAUUGUGAAAAAACAUUUGUAUGAUUCAAUUUCGUCACUAUAGAAAUACAUGAUAUAUUU